This is a messenger RNA of Coccinella septempunctata (seven-spotted ladybird), 1623 nucleotides long. Its product is annotated as mitochondrial ribosome-associated GTPase 2. Gene Ontology annotation, cellular component: mitochondrion. The transcript is spliced from 4 exons. Bases 139 to 1245 code for a protein of 368 amino acids. The record is from RefSeq and is a predicted model, not a curated record. NCBI's taxonomy places the organism in Eukaryota, Metazoa, Arthropoda, Insecta, Coleoptera, Coccinellidae. Gene Ontology annotation, molecular function: GTP binding; magnesium ion binding; GTPase activity.
UUCAAAUGUUCCAUCUUAACCUCAAAAUUUAGCUGUAAAUAAAAAUAUUCUCAGUUUAUUUAUUAUCAGUAUUUUGUCAAUGUGUGGUAAAUGCAAUAAAUAAUAACUAAUAAAUCGUAAAUAGAAAACUGUAUAGGUAUGACUAGUCAUUUCAAAUUAAGUUGUUUUACAAAACUUGUCAUUCGUAAAUUCUGUACGUCUCCUACAACAAAGCCUUUGAGAAGUCUCAAACCAAGAUCAAAUAAGGCAUAUACCAAGUCUUUCAUAGAUUUGAAACAGGUAAAAGCAAUUGGUGGGAAAGGAGGAGACGGGUGCAUAUCUUUUCUGCAUUUAUGGUCAAAUGAGUAUGCAGGACCUGAUGGGGGUGAUGGUGGAAAUGGUGCCCAUGUAAUAUUUAAAGCAUCACAUAACGUGAAAGAUUUGAGAAAUGUUUUAUCCCUUAUUCGAGGGACUGAUGGGGAUAACGGAAGGAACAAAGACUGUCAUGGAAAAAACGCUGAUCAUGCAAUUGUUGAAGUCCCUGUUGGAACCAUUAUAAGGAAUCGGGAUGGUUUAAUUGUUGGUGAUUUAUCAAGAGAAGAUUUGAUGUUUAUGGCUGCACGUGGUGGUGCUGGGGGUAAAGGCAAUCAUUUUUUCAUUAGUGAUAUUAAUCAGUCACCCAAAAUAUGCCAGUAUGGGGCUGAAGGAGAACAGUUCGAGUAUGUUCUUGAGGUUAAAAGUAUGGCACACAUAGGUUUGAUUGGUUUUCCAAAUGCUGGAAAAAGUACACUUUUAAGAGCAAUAUCAAGAGCAAGUCCAAAAAUAGCACCUUAUCCUUUCACUACGUUGAAACCACAAUUGGGAAUGGUAGAAUAUGAUGACUAUGAGCAAAUUGCAGUUGCUGAUUUGCCUGGACUUAUACCAGGCUCUCACAAAAACAAAGGUUUAGGAAUUCAAUUUCUAAAACAUACAGAAAGGUGUAUGGCACUAAUUUUUGUAGUGGAUAUUUCAUUACCUAGGCCAUGGGAAAACAUAAGCACUUUGCAAUUCGAAUUAACUCAGUUUAAUGAGGAGCUUGGUCAAAGACCAAAAAUUGUUGUUGCCAAUAAGGUAGAUUUACUUGAAAAUGAUGAAACCAUUGAAAUUCUAAGGAAAGAAACAGAUUUGAAAGUGAUACCAAUUAGUGCUAAAAUGGGAACAAAUAUCACUGAAUUUCUAUUAGAAAUAAGAAAAAUCUAUGAUAAGAAUAAAGAUUCUGAAGAGUAGCCACUGUAUUAUUAGAUAUAGCUCAUCCUAUAACUUCUUCCAUUUAGUAAGUACACUUACUUUAAGAAUCAUUGAUAUUUCGGAUGAGUAAAAUUAUGUUUUGUAUGACUAAGCUGCGGAAUUCAGAUCAGUAUUAGGAAUAAACACUGACCCAUAGACCAAUUACUUAUGAGUCUAUGCAUUGGCCAAAGAUAUAUAUUUAUAACAAUUUUAAAGGUUGAUUUAUUGGCUCUGAAUUUGAGUAUUUCAUCAGAUAAUUUUCAUUAUCGUAGCCUACUAAAAAGAAGUAGGAGGUGUACAAAACAAUAAUAUGGAGUGCUGCAUUCGAUCAUAAAUAAUUAGGACUUAUCGAUAUGAAUAAAACAAAGUUAUAAUAUA